Molecule: messenger RNA, 555 nt
Organism: Teleopsis dalmanni
Lineage: Eukaryota; Metazoa; Arthropoda; Insecta; Diptera; Diopsidae
Exons: 1
Coding region: 1-555 (184 amino acids)
Source: RefSeq, a predicted model, not a curated record
AUGCUGAUUGCAACUAACAAAAGUUCAAGCGGUAAAGAACAACAAAUGGAAAGACAACCGUUUAUACGAUGUCAACAGCAACAACAGCAGCAACAACAACAACAGCAACAACGUAGUGAGACAACUGAAACUCAAGAAUUCGAUACCAUAAUUGAAAGCAAAAUAUAUCGAAACAAACAGACUAGAACGAAAGCUGCAAAAAACAUUAAAAUAUAUCAAAAUUUACAAAUAGUUUCUUAUAAAACAGCAGGAGCGGCGGCGGCAGCAACAGCUGCAGAAGAACAACAGACAAAAGUACAAAAACAGUAUCGCAAGCGUGCUUCUUCUGCAACAGCAAUGCUAAAUAGUAAUAGUAAAGUGCAUUGCAGGGCCACUGAAGCAAAUAACAAAACUUACAAAAUGCAAAAGCAAACAAAACCAAUCAAAAGCAAACCAACUAAACAAAAACAAAGCUACAAUUCAAUAAACAUGGAAGCCAACGAUAAUUGUAAUAAUAAUUUGUAUGCCUUCCAAAAUGGACCUGGAUCUAUGCAUACCAGCCAUUAUUGGAAGUGA